This is a messenger RNA of Ctenocephalides felis (cat flea), 994 nucleotides long. RefSeq lists its product as uncharacterized. The record is from RefSeq and is a predicted model, not a curated record. NCBI's taxonomy places the organism in Eukaryota, Metazoa, Arthropoda, Insecta, Siphonaptera, Pulicidae. Bases 7 to 978 code for a protein of 323 amino acids. The transcript is spliced from 4 exons.
AAAGAAAUGCAAAUCUAUGAUACCCUUAUUACCAGUUGCAAUAGUAAAAUUAAGAUUAUUCAAGAAAAUAUAUCAAAUAUGACUAAUGCAUACCAUGAUAUGAAAUCAGAGUGGAUGUUAUUAUCAAGAAAUCUUAAAACAUCUGAAGAUGCAUUAACUUUUGAUUGUACAAAUAUAAAAAAAUUGCAUAAUUCCAAUGUAGAUUAUGAUAAAAAAUGGACAAAAGCCUUCGAAAGCUUAUGUUUAAAAGUCAACACGAUAAAAGAUGCUAUUGAACACAUUUCAAAGAGAUAUGACUCUAUUAAACGUAGAAAUAAUAAUAUAGAUUUUCAAAAAAUGUUUAGAAAAGCCAGGACUAUUCCUGAAGUUGAAUCAAUAUUCAAUGAUAUAAAACAAAAUUAUGAACAUAUAAGAAGAAUAUUGAAGGGCGACUUCAGCAUUGGUGACAAUCCUGAUGUUUGUAAAAACCUUAAAAAAGCAAUAAUUUUAUUUAUAAGUGCCAGAGAAAAGAACAUGCUCAAAGAUCAAGAUAUGAGAAUGAAUAUACUAUUUAUACUUGAUCUGGAUGCUGAAAUUACAAAAAUUUUAUCUACUAUUAACAGUGCUAUAAGCAAUAUUGUUAAUUUAACUAAUGAAUUAACAGCAAUAAAUGCUAGCCGACAACAAGAUAUUUGGGCACAAAUUAAUGUGCAAACAAAUAUAUCAAAUGAAUCAGCUGACAAUCCAGAGAAAAUACUGGAUUUUGCUUUAUAUGCUGUUCCUAAGCAGGGCAUUAAGUCCAAUGGAAUAUUAUUAAACAAUGAGGAAAAUAUGAUAAAUAACAUCACAAAUAGCAUUUCGGGAAAUUUUGAUUGUAAAUCAAUGAUUGAUGAUAAUAUUUCUUUGCGGUACAUGCAGCAAGAUUUGAUCCAAGAGUGUUUAGAUAUGUAUAAAUCUAUUAUGAAUGAUCAUAUGGACUUUGGUUUUCUAAAUGAUUAAACCACACGUUUGCCAC